AUGGGUCGGUAUUGCCGCUUUUUGACGCUGUUGAUUUUAUGCAGUACUGCAGUCUCCAUUGUUCUACUGGGAAGGCUGUGGAAACUCGGGCUGCAUGUGGCUGCAGGGCGGGGAAGUAAAGGAGAUGUAUUUGGCGGGAAAGCCGGUAGUGUUGGUGGACUCUUCGCAGGAGAGACAAGAGUGACUGAUUUAUUCGAGAAAGAAUUUCGAGGUCAAGACCGUAUGCCGCCCUCUGUUGAAACCAUGGACCAGAAGAAGACGUCACACACGGGGGACCCACUCCUAGAUUAUUUCUUGACAAUGUACCUUGACGGGAAAGAGAUCUCGUGGUACAGCGAAGUGAACAACAGGGGAAUUCUGAUGGAAGCUUUAAAGGAUUUUAUGACCAUGAUGCUUGAAACCGACGUUCAAAUCAAGUGGGACAACGAUGUGAAAAAGACGAACGGUACGGCCGUCAUUGCGUCCAAACCAAACACCGAGCAUGACAUCACUUUGUCCGAUUGGCUCACCAUAGUUGCAAAAUUCUCCAACAAAGGCGUUAAGUUGAACUUUGGCAGCACCCACUCAGUAAUGUAUGGCGUGCCCGUACUGUCAAAUCUCAGAACACUUCUACAUGCCCCGAUUUGGUUACAUGCAAAUAUUUUACCCGGUCCGAACAGCAAUGAUUUCACCGUGAACCACGAAACUUUUGUCAAGAUGAUUAGCACCAGUAGUCAGUUACCCAAACUAUCCCUAUCCCUUGGAUGGUCCACGGCAUGGAGCCCUGACCCCAUCCAACAAAGAUACAGUUGGCAACAAGUCAUUGCAAUGGCCAAAGUUUGUGCCACAACCAAGUUACCUGUUUCGUUUUCAGUGAGGGCUGUUUUCGCGGGAAAAUCAACCCGUCAGCUGAAGUGGUUGCUUAGCCUCGCCAGUCGGUUCACAGUAAACAUCUGGGCAGAUAAAUAUGACAUCAUUCCCGUUGCUGAACUCGUCUACGUCCGACAGGUCAUGGACCCCAAGAAAGUAUUCUACGACCUUCCCUCAAGCAUUCUGGACAAUAUAAAACAAGUUUCCCCAGGCACCAAGUUCUCCGUGAGUUCCGACGAUAAGAACGGUCCAGUCUGGAACCGGAACCUAUGGGAUCCGAUUCUUAUAAACGAGAACUCCAUAGCGUUUCUCGGCAAGGAGCAAGCCGUGUUGGACGGAUCCGGGAGCUGGCUCGUCUCAAAAGUUCCGUACAAACCGGAGAUGAAGACCACACGGACCAUAGUUGUAAGCGGGAGAGUGCAAUUUGUAGACGCCGAUACAGCCGCUCCGUCUGCAGGGAAAUCUGGAGUAUACAUCUACAUACGGAGCACUGGGGUAAAUCCGCCUGACCCGGCUGAAGUUCAAGGAAUGAGACUAAUGAUCUCACAGGACGGAUCGCUCAUGUUAUCCCCUUCAAACUUGAACCAAGCUGGUGCCUAUAACAUGCAAUCCACCGCUAAAUUACCAACAAGCGAUUGCUACGAUUUUCAACUGGUUGACAGAGGCGAAACGUAUCCGAUAUACUGUAAGGUGAAGCUACGACAAUGCGGACUGCAUACAGUAGACGGUGAUGGUGAAGCGGGAACCAGUCAGAAGGCGAGCGUUGAGCUUCAUAUGAACGUACCGUACGAAUCGGAAAAGCAGCUAUUUUAUGUCGCUGUUAAUGGCGGCAGCGACAAAAGUGCUGUUAUAAUUGACGGUCUUUCAGUGGACGAAAGAGUGAUCACGAACUAGUCGUCGGGUCAGUAUCAGGGCCCAAUUUCAUAAAGCUGUCCAGCAAAAUAUUACAACUUAACAAUAUUUUUGCCAAUCAAAAAUUGAAUGCGGCGGCAUCAUUAACAACAAUGUACAUGUGUUUGUAAACUAAUUCGAUUUUGGCUGGCAACCUGUUUCUGUUAAGCAAUACCUUUCUGUGCUUAGCAGGUUUGUAUGCUUACAGGCGUUAUGACAUUGGGCGCUGGUUGACGUUGGGGUAAGGGGGGGGGGAUGGAUGCUGUGCUGAAAACAAGUGUCCUUUGUUUGAUAAAAUGACAAGUGGCCUUAUGUCAUAAAGACGCAAAAGUGAUGUACUCUACUAGCGUGCUAGGGAAAUUUAUUUGACGAUGGGAGUCAUAGUCCUACAACUGUUGUCUUUAUUCAUGUUCUUGUAUAUUUAUUUGUAGAGGUGUUUGUUUGUUUGUUUGCUCAAAUUGAGAGAUUAAUUUUAAAUUUGAUGACAAUCUCUCUGCUCCGUGCAUCACGGCACUUCGUGGCCCUCUAUUGACUAAAGUACAUUAUAGCAACUGGUCAAUUAGACUGGUCCCCUGUCUUUAUCCGCAAGGAUAAGACAGGUAUGCUUUUCAGAACCAGUGAUUUCAUCGGAUACAGUAAUUUUAUUGGAUACACGUGCAGUGACGUAAGCUUCCUAUAUCUGUCUUUUGAUUGGUCCGACGUGACGGUUGGAAGCUUCACUUUCUCAGUGGGUGCGUUCGUUUAGCUU
This is a messenger RNA of Asterias rubens (European starfish), 2488 nucleotides long. RefSeq lists its product as uncharacterized. The record is from RefSeq and is a predicted model, not a curated record. The transcript has 5 exons. NCBI's taxonomy places the organism in Eukaryota, Metazoa, Echinodermata, Asteroidea, Forcipulatida, Asteriidae. The coding region runs from base 1 to 1743 and encodes 580 amino acids.